AUGAUUUGGUGGAUUGAUCAAGGGCAGUUAGCAGUGGUCGCGGGGACUGCUUUAGUCGACGUUGGAGUUGUAAAGAGGGUUGCUCUUAUUCUUUUUUCCGAUGAGAUAGUUGUAGAUCCGAAAGUUGAUUUCAAGAAAUUUGUUGCUUUUAAAGCAGCAUGUCCCGCCGUGAAACCCCUAACCCUCAAGCCCACGAGAGGGGAUACCCCUAUUAGGCUCAUUGCAUUGAAACAAGACGGUCUACUUAUGGAUACUCUAUCUUUAUCGGAUAUAAACCUAGUCUCUUGGAGUGCAAAGACUUCACCUAUGAUAUUUAGCUGUAUAUCUGAGUACCAUGUUCUUGUCAAUACAACCGUAAAAAAUGUAUGGAUUUUGAUACUACUCGCUACCUCACUCUAUCUUCAACACAACCAACCCAACAAAUUGGUAACCCGAACCCCUCUUUCUAGUGGAGUUCAUAGCUCAAAAUCAGGUUAA
Molecule: messenger RNA, 477 nt
Organism: Lactuca saligna
Lineage: Eukaryota; Viridiplantae; Streptophyta; Magnoliopsida; Asterales; Asteraceae
Source: the annotation of a GenBank genome assembly